This is a messenger RNA of Carcharodon carcharias (great white shark), 1102 nucleotides long. Its product is annotated as GTP-binding protein Rit1-like. Gene Ontology annotation, biological process: Ras protein signal transduction. The transcript is spliced from 4 exons. Gene Ontology annotation, cellular component: plasma membrane. Bases 37 to 588 code for a protein of 183 amino acids. NCBI's taxonomy places the organism in Eukaryota, Metazoa, Chordata, Chondrichthyes, Lamniformes, Lamnidae. Gene Ontology annotation, molecular function: GTPase activity; calmodulin binding; GDP binding. The record is from RefSeq and is a predicted model, not a curated record.
UGUCUGGAGGGUUAAUUUGAUUUUCUCCUUGCAGCCAUGACGAUGCAGUUCAUCAGCCAUCGCUUCCUUGAUUAUCAUGAUCCAACAAUCGAGGAUGCCUACAAGACAAGAGUUCGAAUCGACGACGAGUCAGCACAUCUGGACAUUCUGGACACAGCAGGGCAGGCAGAGUUUACGGCCAUGAGGGACCAGUACAUGCGUGGGGGCGAGGGCUUCAUCAUCUGCUACUCCAUCACAGACCGCCGCAGCUUCCAGGAGGCCAUCGAGUUCAAGCAGCUGAUCUACCGGGUGCGGCACACCUAUGACAUCCCGGUGGUGCUGGUGGGGAACAAGUCAGACCUGUGCAACCUUCGACAGGUGUCGAAGGAGGAGGGCAUGGUCCUGGCCCGAGAGUUCAACUGCCCAUUCUUCGAGACCUCGGCGGCCCUGCGCUAUUUCAUCGAUGACGUAUUCCACGCCAUGGUGCGGGAAAUCCGGAGGAAGGAGAAGGAGGCUGUCCUGGCACAGGAGAGGCGUGGGAAGAGCAAGGACAGUGUCUGGAAAAGAUUAAAGGGGCCCUUCAGAAAGAAAAGGGACUCAAUAACGUGAGGGGUUGGGUGGGGAGGGGGCAGAAAUUGGGGUGGAGGCGGGUGCCCCCCCCCCCUCCCCCCCCAUUGGCGAACUGUGGUUGCAGACCCUCCACGCCCCACAACAACCUUGCACUCCUCCGCAAGUUUAUGCACGAGGGGUUAUGUUCAGGAGGCUGAAUAUCAGUCACUUCUGCAGCAGUUCUCCCAGCCCCUACCCUCACAGUAACCAAAAUUCAGCGGUACAGAAUCUCCCUCCCUCCCUCUGUCCCUCCACUCACUCCUCAUGGACUCACUGAGAUAGCCAGCCCUCAACUAAAUUUAACAGAGCAAUUGACAUGUCGCAGCCAUAUUCAUAUUACUGCACUAAUAGAUAGGUUUGGACAAUACAUUUUAGGGCCACCCCCUCCAACACUCUCAGGACAGGUACAGCACGGGGUUUGAUACAGAGUAAAUCUCCCUCUACACUGUCCCCAUCAAACACUCCCAGGACAGGUACAGCACGGGGUUAGAUACAGAGUAAAACUCCCUCUACA